AUGGCACCAGUUAUUCAAAAACCAGCACCAACAUUUAAGAAGACCGCAGUUAUUGACGGUACUUUUGAGGAUGUCUCUUUAGAUCAAUACAAGGGAAAGUGGGUUUUGCUCGCUUUCAUCCCAAUGGCCUUCACUUUUGUGUGCCCAACUGAGAUUAUUGCCUAUUCUGAGGCUGCAAAGAAGUUUACAGACAAGGACUGUCAAGUCUUGUUCGCUUCUACAGACUCUGAGUAUGACUUGUUGGCAUGGACUAAGAUUAGUAGAGCCGAUGGUGGUUUGGGUUCUGUGAACAUUCCAUUACUUUCCGACAGAAAUCAUUCCUUGUCCAAGGAUUAUGAUGUUUUGAUUCCCGAGGAAGGUGUCGCUCUCAGAGGUAUCUUUUUGAUCGAUCCUAAGGGAACUUUGAGACAGAUCACCGUUAACGAUUUGCCUGUUGGUAGAAGUGUCGAUGAAUCGAUUAGAUUGUUGGAGGCUUUCCAGUUCACUGACAAGUACGGUGAAGUUUGUCCUGCCAACUGGCAUCCAGGUGCAGAUAGUAUCGUUCCUGAGGUGGAUGAUUCCAAGAAGUACUUCUCUAAGCACGCAUAA
Molecule: messenger RNA, 588 nt
Organism: Brettanomyces nanus
Lineage: Eukaryota; Fungi; Ascomycota; Pichiomycetes; Pichiales; Pichiaceae
Gene: TSA1B
Product: Peroxiredoxin TSA1-B
Exons: 1
Coding region: 1-588 (195 amino acids)
Biological process (GO): cellular response to stress; response to oxidative stress; cell redox homeostasis
Cellular component (GO): cytosol
Molecular function (GO): thioredoxin peroxidase activity
Source: RefSeq, a predicted model, not a curated record